This is a messenger RNA of Chlorella variabilis, 1395 nucleotides long. RefSeq lists its product as hypothetical. Gene Ontology annotation, biological process: fatty acid beta-oxidation. The record is from RefSeq and is a predicted model, not a curated record. Gene Ontology annotation, cellular component: mitochondrion. The coding region runs from base 436 to 1323 and encodes 295 amino acids. Lineage: Eukaryota; Viridiplantae; Chlorophyta; Trebouxiophyceae; Chlorellales; Chlorellaceae. The transcript has 9 exons. Gene Ontology annotation, molecular function: enoyl-CoA hydratase activity.
GGGCGGGCGGGCCGCGCAGGGGUGCGUCGGCUAGUCGGCUGCGGCCCUUUGAACGCUCUGUUCCCUUUAGCAAUCCCUGCCGGCGGUGUGGUGCCCAAGGCGGCACGGAGGCUCCCGCCAACAGUCAGGCUGCACUUUGUAGGCUGCCUCACUCAGGCAAUGUGAUUGUGAGCAGGGGAUCUCCAGCCAGCAAAGUGGCAGCGAAAGGCGAAAGGCCGUUGUUGUCUCCCCAACCAUCUCCGACACACUAGGCUCCAGCAGGCUGGCACCAGGCGGCCUCGACACUGUCGUGGUGCCCGUUCUGAUCGAACCCGAACCAUCUGCUCCCCCAGACGCACGCUGAGCCGCUGAAGCUAUGCUUGCCGCUCUUGCUCCGCGCCUGGGGACUCUGACAGGGCAAACCUCGCUGGCAGGGGUGGCACCGAUUGCUGCCCGAUGGCUGAGCAGGGAAGCUGCCAGCAACUCGCUGCAGGUGAGCCGCUGGACGGCGACAACGAGGGCAUAUUUUUUCUCUCCCUCUGCCGCCCCGAGGCCCGCAACUCAAUCGGCCGUCAGUUUCUGCGUGAGCUGCGUGAAUGCCUGCACACGGUGGCGCAGGAGCGAACAACCCGCUGUGUGGUUGUGCGCUCCACCGUGCCUGGGGUCUUCUGUGCCGGUGCCGAUCUCAAGGAGCGUGCCGGGAUGACCCAGGCAGAAGCCGCCACAUUUGUGGGAGAGUUGCGGGAAGCCUUCGCCCACCUAGACAGCCUGCCCAUGCCCACAGUGGCAUGCGUGGAUGGGUAUGCGCUGGGAGGCGGCGCUGAGCUGGCGCUGGCGUGCGACAUUCGUGUGUGCGGGCGGGACACGCAGUUUGCCUUCCCGGAAACGCGGCUGGGCAUCAUUCCUGGGGCAGGCGGCACGCAGCGUCUGCCGCGCAUUGUGGGCAAGUCGCGCGCCAAGGAGCUCAUCUACACCGGGAGGCACGCUGCUGCAGCACAAUUCAUGCAGUGCAGCGCCUGCCCUUGCCCCAUGCCGCGGGAGCUGCAGCCUGGAAUCCCGCGCAUUGAUGUGCACCACGCGCUGCGGAUAGGGCUGGCCGACCACGCCGCUGAGGAGAGCACCUCAGAAGAUGUGGCGCUCAAGGUCGCCCGUGAAAUUGCUCUGGGCGGCCCGCUUGCGCUGCGCAUGGCCAAGCAGGCGGUGAACCUGGGGCUGGACAUGGACCUACACAGCGGCAUGAAGCUUGAGGAGGCAUGCUAUGCGCAGGUAAUCCCCACCAAGGACCGGCUGGAGGGGCUGGCCGCGUUUGCAGAGAAGCGGCAGCCGAAGUUCACAGGGGAAUGAGGCGUAUUACCCCUGCUUCCGCAGCGCUGGCUUGCAGCAGUUUGCCUUGCAUGUAGCAGAGCGAGUCGAGAA